Molecule: messenger RNA, 5719 nt
Organism: Anoplophora glabripennis (Asian longhorned beetle)
Lineage: Eukaryota; Metazoa; Arthropoda; Insecta; Coleoptera; Cerambycidae
Exons: 18
Coding region: 40-5142 (1700 amino acids)
Source: RefSeq, a predicted model, not a curated record
GCGCCGCGACGCCGGUGCCUUCACUUAGUGGAAAGCAGCAUGUGGUGGUGGCUGCUGCUAGUGGCGCUGGCGACGGCCAAGCGCGCCCCUCAGACCCAGGAGCCCGUCAUCGAGGAGGUCACGGCCAAGCAGCUGGAGCGUGUCCUCGCCGACAAGGACUAUGUGGCUGUGUUCUGGUAUGCUCGGAGCUGCACCACGUGCGACAAGGUGCUGCAAGAGUUGGAACAGAUCGACGACGAUACCGACUCCUUCGGAGUGGAUUUCGUCAAGAUUAACGACAAACGACUGGCCAAACAAUAUGGCAUCACAAAAUUCCCAGCACUUACAUACUUCAGGGAGAAGCAACCGAUCAUCUACGAAGGAGACCUGAUGGAUGAAGAGAAUGUGUUGGACUUCUUAACAAGCUUAGAGGCCAUGGAUCUGCCCGACCGCAUAGAAGAAGUGAACGCCAGGAUCCUGGACAAGAUCGUCCAGGAAACAGACUUUGUCGCCGUGCUAUUCUACAAACCCGAUUGCAAGAAAUGUUCGAAGGUCUUACUGGAAUUGGAAAACAUCGACGAUGAGGCUGAUCAGUUAGGUAUCGGCUUCGUCAAGAUAAAUGAUGAGAAUUUGGCUGAGGAAUACAAUUUGGGAAGUCUACCCGCUCUGGUCUACUACAGACAUCAGAUCCCGAUUAUUUAUGAAGGAGAACUUACCAAGGAAGAAGAUGUUUUGGAAUGGCUGGUUCAGCACAAGAGUACAGGGGAUGAAGACGACGUCAUCGAAGACGUAACUUUAAAAACACUCACGACACUUAUUAGCAGCGUCGACCACCUAGCUGUAUUAUUUUAUGACCAUGGAGAAGAGGAAUCCAUGCAGGCUCUGGAGGAACUGGAACACAUCGACGAUGACUGCGACAAGUAUGGCAUCCAAUUCGUAAAGAUCGACGACCCCAACGCGGCCGAAGAGUACGGCCUGGACACUCUACCUUCGGUGGUGUACUUCGAGAAAGGCAUUCCAAACGUGUACGAUGGGGACCUGGAGGAGGAGCAGGAGUUCCUCGAGUGGUUGAUUGAACAAUUGGAGAAGGAUGAAAUCGAGGAUGUAACCGAUGAAAUGCUGGACAAACUUAUCGCCGAGGGGAAGAACCUAGCUGUUUUGUUCUAUGACGAUGACGACAGAAAGAGCCAAAAAGUCCUCAACGAAUUAGAAAACAUCGACGACGAAUGCGACAAGCUCGGUAUCGUUUUCGUGAAGAUUGAUAACGAUGACGAAGCUAAAGAAUACGGCAUCGAGAAGAUUCCCUCCCUAGUUUACUUCGAAAAUGGCAUCCCCACGUUGUAUGAAGGUAAUCUGGAAGACGAAGACAAAGUCCUCAAAUGGUUUGAGCACCAAAUCAAAAGCGACGAAAUCGAGGACGUCACAGAUGAGAUGCUGGACAUCAUUCUCAACAAGAGGCAGUUCGUCGCUGUUCUUUUCUAUGACAGAGACCAAAAGAAGAGUCAAAAGGUUCUGGUGGAACUGGAAAACAUCGAUGACGAAUGUGACCAGAACAACAUCGUGUUUGUGAAGAUCGAUAAUGAUGAAGAAGCUAAAGAAUAUGGAAUAGACGUCAUACCAAGUCUUGUAUUUUUCGAGAAGAAGAUCCCCCAUUUGUACGAAGGUGAUUUAAUGAAAGAAGAAGAACUCUUAGGGUGGCUGUUGCACCAAAAAAGGCAUAGCGAAAUCCCAGACAUCACAGAUGAAAUGAUGGAUCUACUAAUAGACUCGCAACAGUAUUUGGCUGUGCUGUUCUAUGACAAGGAUGACAAACAGGACAUCAGAGUUCUGAACGAACUUGAAAAUAUCGAUGAUGACUUGGAAAAAGAAGGCAUCGUUAUUGUCAGGAUUGACAAUGAUGCCGAAGCGAAAGAAUAUGGUAUUGACCACCUGCCAACCCUGGUGUAUUUCGAGGACAAAAUACCCUCCAUUUAUGAAGGCGAUCUGAUGAAUGAAGACGAAGUUUUAAAAUGGUUGAUUGAACAAAAGGAGACAGCAACUAUUGAAGAAGUAACCGAUGAGAUCCUUGACGAUCUCAUACAAGAACAUGAGUAUGUUGUCGUUUAUUUCAGUGGCAAUUGCGAGGAAGGAGAAAAAUGCGACAAAAUCCUUGACGAACUGGAAAAUAUAGAUGAUGAACUGGAUGAAAGCGGUAUAAUCUUUGUUACAACAGAGGAUUUAGUUAUGGCUAAGAAAUACGGAAUCAAAAGCUUUCCGAAAUUAGUAUUCUUCAGGAAUAAAGAACCUUUAGUAUACACUGGAGACAUCGAAGAUGAAGAUGAAGUACUCGCUUGGCUUACGGAUGAAAAUACUUUAGAAAUUCCCGACCGCAUAGAAGAGGUGAACACCAAGAUGUUGGACAAAAUCCUAAGCGAAAAUGAACACGUAGUUGUCUAUUUUUACAAAGAAGGAGACAAAAGGUCACAAAAGAUCCUGCUAGAACUUGAAAACAUUGACGACGAAUGUGAAGAUAAAGAUAUAGAUUUUGUCAAAAUUUCCGACGAAGGUAUCCAAAAGGAAUACGACCUUCCUUCUUUGCCAACCGUGGCGUUUUACAGAAACAGAUUCAGGGAGAUUUAUACUGGAGAUAUGAUGCACGAAGAGGCGAUCUUGGAUUGGAUUUUACAGUUACGCGAUUCUGAUCCCGAUGUAAUUGAAAGCGUUGAUAGAAAGACUUUACAGGUUCUCAUAAACGAUGUGGACCAUUUAGCGGUACUUUUCUAUACCGACAACUGUGAAGAAUGCGAUGAAAUCCUGGAGGAACUCGAGACCAUCGACGACGACACAGACAAACACGGUAUCCAAUUUGUCAAGUCCAAAGACGCCAAACUGGCCUCCGAAAUCGGGAUCUUCAGCUUCCCGGCUCUGGUGUAUUACGAAACCGGUGUUCCUAUCAUGUAUGAUGGUAACCUUCUCGAUGAGGGCGAGGUUUUGGACUGGAUGACAGACCAGAAAAAUGACCAAAGCAUAGAAGAAAUAAACAGGGAGAAGCUGUUCAACUACAUUGACACCAAGGAAUUUCUGGCGGUGGUGUUUUAUAAAGAAGAGGAUCCUGACAGUCCCCGGAUUCUGCGACAUAUAGAACUAAUCGACGAUGAGGCAGCAGAAUACGGAAUAAAGAUCGUGAAAAUGAAAGACAGACUGAUGGCGAAGAAGUACGGUUGGAGGGAUCCACCUGGAAUUACUUAUUUCCGGAAAGGUAAACCCAUUAACUACGAUGGAGACAUAGACGAUGAAGAAGAGGUCCUGGAUUGGUUGACAGAUCCGGAAAAUAUGGAACUAACCGAUCACAUAGAGAGGGUUAACAGAAAAAUGUUUGAGAAGAUCAGGCAGAGGUCUGACUACGUGGCAGUGUUUUUAUACAGCAGCGACUGCAAACAAUGCCCUAGGGUCCUUUCCGAGGUGGAGCACAUCGACGACGAGGCCGAUUCCGCUGGAAUCAACUUUGUCAAGAUCGACGACAAGCAGAUGGCUAAAGAGCUGGGGGUAUUCGCCCUUCCCGCCAUUCUGUUCUUCAAGUCUGGCUCGAAAGAGCCGGUGAUAUAUGCUGGAGAUCUUUACGACGAGCAACAAAUCCUUUCGUGGCUACUGACCCAAAAGGAUCCCUCUGGGGAUAUCAUCGAAGCGACUGAAGGGAGUGAAUUGAUCACGUUGAUUGAUACCGAAGAAGCUUUGGCUGUGUACUUCUGGAACAAGACCCUGUGCGACUUGUGCAGUGAGAUGGAGCAGCAGCGGCCGAGAAAGAUCCAGAAGAAGAGUUCGGAGGAAGAGGGCGAUAGUAGAGAUAACGACAGUGACGAGUGCGAGCAAUGCAACCAAAUCCUAGAAGAACUAGAGAACAUAGACGAUGACUGCGAGCGCCAUGGCAUCAAAUUCGUUAAGACUCAAGACUUGAGAAUCGCCGAACAGUACGGCGCUACUGACUUUCCGGUGCUCAUGUACUUCGAAACGGGCGUAGGAGGAGUCUUUGAAGGAGACAUAGAAGAGGAGGAAGAAGUGCUUCAAUGGCUGAUAACACAGCGAACGGAAGACAGGAUCGAACUAAUAACCAGGGUGAUGCUGGAAAAUUUAGUCGAAGACACCCAAUACCUAGCGGUGUACUUUUACAAACAGAACUGCCACAUCUGUGAACAGAUUCUGGAAGAAUUGGAGAAGAUUGAUGACGAAUGUGACGUGUACGGUAUUCAUUUAGUGAGGAUACAGGACCCGCAAUUAGCUAAGAGAUAUAGCAUCAAGACAUUCCCUGCCCUGGUAUACUUUAGAAACGGCAACCCUCUGCUUUUUGAAGGGGACUUGCAGAAUGAACAGUCGGUUUUAGAAUGGCUGGUAGAUGAUGACAACAGGGAGCUGGCUGAUGAAAUAGAAUCCGUCAAUGAAAGGAUGCUCAUCAGACUUUUGCAAGAAUCUCCAUUCCUAGCAGUUUUCUUCUACGAGGAAGACUGUCCCGAAUGCGAAGAGAUUCUGGAGAACUUGGAGGAAAUAGACGGAGAAGCCGACUUAUUCGGCAUCGACUUCGUGAAGAUAUGCAGCGCUGAGGCAGCCGCAGAACAAGGGCUACACACCUUACCGGCCUUGAUGUAUUUCCGAAAAAAGAAGCCCAUGGUGUACGAUGGCGAUCUAACACAAGCUGACAGAGUUCUGGACUGGCUCACGUCGCAAGACGUCUUCGAAAUCAAGAAUGAAAUUGAGGAAGUCAACAAAAAGAUGUUGGAGAAAUUGUUGGAGGAGAACGAAUACGUCACUGUGUUUUUCUAUGAAGUCAAUUCCGAAGAAAGCAAGGUCAUCAUGGAAAAAUUAGAGAACAUCGACAGCGAGACCGACAACUUUGACAUCACCUUCGUGAAGAUGGCCGACCCCAGAUACGCGAGGAAAUGGGGAGUGACCAACCUCCCCGCGAUAGUCUACUUCAGGCGCCGUUUCCCCAGCAUCUACAGGGGAGACCUACAUUCCGAAAUCGAUGUCUUGGAGUGGCUGAGGAAGAACCGAUUCCGACAGCCUGAACUCAACCUGUUCAUGUACGCUCUUCUCGCCAUCAUCAUCGCCUUCCUCAUCUACACUGCUUUCCUCCUCCAGUGUUUCAAGACCACACCGACGACCGUCGUGGCACAUCCCAAGCAGUCCUAAUUCCGACGGAAUGGACUUUAAAUAUUGGUUCCGAGAAAUGAGAUAUGUGUGUGAGUGAGAGCAAGUGCUGUACGGCUGGUAAUGGAAGGGUGGAUGAUGAUUUUAUAAAAGAAGAGCUCAACCGUCGGUGUCACUUCACAAAUGUGCAAGAUGUUUUGAGAAUCGAUCCAAAGUGUCGUCGGAAGUUCAGAAGUUAUUUUAUUCCUUUCAAAUUGUCAGUACAUCGAAACAUCUCGCACAUUUUGCUUGUACUGGUGAUUUUCCAAUGCCAAUGUGUUGCCAAGAUCAGAAGUGCGGCGGCUUAUUUUAAGUAAUUCGUUUUUCUUUAACUUUUUUAAGUAAAAAGCAAAAAUUUUCCUUAGACCUUCAUUGAAUUAAUAUGAUUCACUAUCCUGGACCAAGAAUUAUCAUCAGCAUAAAACUAGUGUUCAUCUGUAAUAUAUAAAAAUGUACUUAAGGCGUACGAUCAUUCCCGAGCGAUUUGUGAACCGGAGAAAAUGGAUUUGAAUUAUGUUUUACCUAACAUAAUUUUAAAAGAGAAGAAUGUAAAUACUCUUGUAAAUAAAAUAUUAAGUCU